Sphaerodactylus townsendi is the source of this 1475-nucleotide messenger RNA. Its product is annotated as protein FAM166B-like. Lineage: Eukaryota; Metazoa; Chordata; Lepidosauria; Squamata; Sphaerodactylidae. The transcript is spliced from 5 exons. The record is from RefSeq and is a predicted model, not a curated record. Bases 86 to 826 code for a protein of 246 amino acids.
GUGAGGCUAAGAUACACUUGACAUUUCUUAUUUCCUGGCUGAGCUUGAAGUUAAGGAACAAUUGUUGAAUCUUUGCUAAACCAGCAUGUUUUCUGAUCAUUCUAGCUACAUACCAGGAUAUACAGGCUUCAUUCCAAAACUCCAAAGUGUAGUUGGAGAAACCUACGGCAAUGCAACCCGAAAACUGCUUUCCCAUCAGGCCACGUUGCUACGAUUAAGCCAUAGUGAAUUCAGCCUUCCUGGGCACAAGUAUCAUCCCAGCAGGUCAGAACAGAUAAGCCAGAUAAAACAGCCUGAUAAGUGUCACUAUCCCCAAUUAACUCAAGAAGAUGGAAAUGCCACAUAUGAGUACCUGCCCACAAGCACCAAGAGACCUGGAUUUGCUCAAAACCUCAUCUACGAUGGCACUCCUCAAACCACUUCCGCUAUUCAGUCAAUGGAAAAGGUCAAAGCUGACGUGAAGCCACCAUCAAAACCAAGUACAGCAAACCAGCUCGGCCUAACCAAGCUGGCAGAGUCUGUUUCUUCUACAGCACCUGGUCUGCCGCUUGACAAGGAUCUCUCCAGGACCGUCAAUAUCUCCAUCUCCACAGCAGAAAAAGCACGAAACACAGAAGGAAUUCCAUUUUUGGCGCCAAAGAAGAGAGAGAAACUUCGAAAACAACAAGGCAAACUGAUAUACAGGACUGACUGCAACCUCCUUCCAAAUUACACUGGCUACAUUCCGGGACAUAAGUUCUCAUUUGGAAAGACCUGGGGAGCAAGCACAAGAGGUAUCCUGAGAGCAGGAAAGUGGCGGUCUGUCAUUUGGACUUCUCCCAUGUGAGCAAAGCGAAUUAAGAGCCUUCGUAAAAGGGCACGUGUUUGAAAAAGAGCAUGCAUGCACUAAUUUGGGAUCGGCACAAAUGUUUAGUUUGGCAUCAGCUUUGGAUCUGAAACACUGAAGUCAUUUUAAUUCUCCCUACGUCUUUGGAAGCAUACCUGCAUGUGUGGAGCUAGAAGACGAAGAUAUAUACGUCUACUAGGGCUGGACUGAAAUUAUGUUAAAUGCAUCACAAACAUUCCCCGGUGUAUUAAAAAACAAUGCUAGGACAGUCUUUCAGCAUUUCUUAUGAAAAAUGUUCACCUGCUUGCUUCCAUUGACAUCUUGCGCCCUCACCUGCAAAUCUGCUUGGCUGCAUAAGAUUGAGACAGCACCGAUUGUGUAGAAUCCAUAAGAUCGUUCCAGGAAUUAGGCUGCAACUGUAGCCAGGAGGUGGAAAGGGAAAUGAUACCAAACAAGACUGGAAAGAAAUAUUCACAAUAUAGCUGAUAACUAGCUCUCCUUUGUUAUUUAUAUCUUGAAAAUGUAACCUGGAAGCAUGUUGAUUUAUUGGCAAGUGCUUCAAAUAGAAAAAAAAAUACAAAUGUUGCAAAUGCAGAAUUAUACGAUUCAUGUCAACAGGAAAAAUGCUGCAUGUGAUUAAUAAAAGCAU